AUGAAUUUAUCGCUCCAAGACCCUUUCGCUGUAGCGAAGGAAUACCCUGAGACUCUAAUUCAGACCUUUCAUCAUGGUCACGCGGUUGUAAUUCAGUUCAACGUGAAGGGUGACUACUUGGCUGGUGGUUUCAGCGAUGGACGCAUCUUCAUUUAUGACUUGGUCUCAUAUACUAUCAAUGCUGUACUACGAAAGAACGGCCACGUGAGGCAAAUCACAUCACUUAAUUGGUCACACUGCGGUCGUUACCUACUACUGUCUUCACAAGAUUGGUGUUGCAUUUUAUGGGAUUUGAAGUACGCUAACAAGGCAGGCGUUGACAAAAAUCCUGCUGUAAUUCGAAAGAUCCGGUUCGAUUCUCCUGUAUGGCUGGCUUCACUCCACCCAAGAAACCCGUAUAUUUUCACCGCCUCUCUUUUUGAAGACGACCCUGUUCAUGUAGAUCUUACAGACGCGGACGACUUCAAGGUGACAAAACUUAAGACGGAGCCGUUAGAGCAGCAAGAGAAGGAACAGAAUGAUGCAGAGCCAAAGAAAAAAGAGACGAAACAUAUGACGCUUGUGACGCGAUUUAGUCCACUAGGUGACUUCGUCAUGACGGGAACAAGUAAAGGGUGGCUCAAUAUAUUGAAUGCAGACAAGUUGGAGACGGUUUACCUGACCAAAGUUACGAACAGCAACAUCAAGACUCUCGAAAUCUCUCGAAACGGGCGCAAACUAGCUGUGAACUCCUCAGACCGUGUGAUAAGACAAUUCACUCUUCCAGACAUGUUGAACAACAAAGAUCCAUCUACUUGGGAGUUUGAAAUCGAGCAUAAGUAUCAGGAUGUGGUCAACCGGUUGCAAUGGAAUACUGUUGCAUUCAAUCAUAACUCUGAAUUUCUCGUGGCGUCAACUUUUGGUCAAAGUUCUCAGGAUCUCUACUUAUGGGAGACGCAAAUGGGCUCAUUGGUGAAAAUUCUUGAAGGGAGCCACGAGGAGCUUAUAGACGUUAAAUGGAAUUACAACAAGUGCAUGAUUGGAUCCACGGGACUUGAUACUGGUGCAAUUUAUCUAUGGCUGGUGCAGUUCCCAUCCAAGUGGAGCGCCUUAGCGCCAGAUUUUGUGGAGAUAGAAGAGAAUGACGAGUAUGAGGAAAAAGAGGACGAGUUUGAUAUUAUAGACGAGACAGAAGUGAUUAAAAAAAGGCUAGAAGAGGAAGAUACCGAAGUGGACAUCAUCACGCGAGAGACCACCGAUGCCAGGGGUUUCGACACGGGAAUUGAAUCCUUUGUGAUACCCAUCGACUACGAGAAGCCCGUGUUCUAA
Messenger RNA from Candidozyma auris, 1308 nucleotides. It is a transcript of the gene SWD1, whose product is annotated as COMPASS subunit protein SWD1. Bases 1 to 1308 code for a protein of 435 amino acids. NCBI's taxonomy places the organism in Eukaryota, Fungi, Ascomycota, Pichiomycetes, Serinales, Metschnikowiaceae. The record is from RefSeq and is a predicted model, not a curated record. Gene Ontology annotation, molecular function: protein binding. The transcript has a single exon. Gene Ontology annotation, cellular component: Set1C/COMPASS complex.